Camelina sativa (false flax) is the source of this 1705-nucleotide messenger RNA. The record is from RefSeq and is a predicted model, not a curated record. NCBI's taxonomy places the organism in Eukaryota, Viridiplantae, Streptophyta, Magnoliopsida, Brassicales, Brassicaceae.
GUCGUCGUCUUUCUUUCUUUCUUUCUUUCUUUCUUUCUUCUUCUCUAUCUCGAAUCUGUAUCCCCCCAAAUGCGAAAAAUCUCUCGAAUCUCGGAAAUGUUUUCCCGAGAAAAUAGUUGUGUGUAGUAAGCCUUUACCCGCAUAGAGAAGGCGAUUGCUUUCCUCAAUAGCUUGUUUUUGUUGUCGACCAUGUUUCCUUCUCGGUGGUCUACCGCGCCGAAUCUCUCUUCUUCAUCAGCAAUUUCUUCGCAAAGGAGACAAUUCGUAACUAUACCAGCAGAACGUACUUUACAAAGGAUUAUCAUCGAAUUUAUGUCAGAGGAUAUGGCUUUACAAGUGAAUGCUAUGAGUAGAUUGAGACAAUUGCUUACUGAUGGAGGUGACUCUUAUUAUUCUCCUUCCAUCGAUGAUAUUGCUCGAUCUGAAAUUGUUACUCGAUUAGUCCAUUUUUUCCUCCACUCCCCUCUCAUGAAGGACGAUGCAGCUUUUGUUCUUGCAACUUUGACUUCAUCUGAAGACACUCAAGUGCUUAUUGAUAAUGGCACAGUCCCAUUAUUUGUCCAACUCCUCAGUUCUGAAAGGGAGGAAGACCGGAUAUUGAUAUCAAUUAUCAUUUUGUUUCCUACUUCAAAAUUGUUAAUUAGAUAGACUUCAUGGGAGUGAUAAUUGUUGGCUUCUUUGUUUCUUCUUAUUACAGGCUGCCCAGGCAUUGGAAAACCUUGCUAUUGAGUCACAAGAACGCCGUGAUUAUGUCCUCAAUCACGGGGCUAUGCCACCUCUUCUGGCUCUUUUUACUGCGAAUCCAACGCUCGAGAUGCUUAGAGCUGCUGCUGCCACGUUAUCAGCCUUCUUCAGAGCGAGUCCUUUCCCUGCUGUUGACCCAGAUAUUCCUGUCCUUGCCCUGCUGUUGAGGUUAAAUCAUUGUGAUGAUGCUCUCAAGUCUGCAGUUGUGGUUGUUUCUAAUCUCUCUGGUGGAAGCAACUCUGAAACCAUACAGAGGAUUUGUCAUUCAGAAAUAAUUUCUGCACUUGUUAGUCUCUUCCAGCAUUCCACCGCUCUGAUUCAAAGGGAAGCUCUCGGGACAAUAUUUAACAUAGUGGCUGCCCUUGAUUCGCAGCAUACUCAAAUUGUUGUUGAGAAUGGUGUGCUUCCUGGUCUUUUCAGACUUUUGACAAACACAGAAGAUAGUGAAGUCAUGAAGAAAAUUUGUCAGAUCGUCUUCAACAUUGCAGUUUUGGACAGAAGUUCUGUGAUAGAGUCAGGCAUUACAAAGCAUAUCAUUCACUUGCUUAAUCUGAACGAUACUGAGAUUAAGACGUAUGCUCUUAGGACGAUUUUUACUAUUACUUCUGAGCAGAACCAUGACCACAUCAGGUUGCUUGUGAGCCAAGGUUGCAUUGAGGGGCUGUCUAAUGUUCUUGACCCUACCGAAGGAGAUAUCGUCUUAGCAGCCUUAGGGGUUCUAGAGGUUAUUUUUGAAGUGGAGACUAAUGGAGGAGGAGAAGAUUUCCCAUACAGGAGGAUGUUUAUCCAAGCAGGGGGUUUGCAACAGAUGGAUGAGGCAGUUUUUACUCACGCUGAUGAUCAUGAUAUUAACUUGAGGUAUGAUAGAAUCAUCAUGGGGUAUUUUAAAGACUCGUAAUACUACUACUUGAACUUAGGUUUUAUCGAUCGGUUACAAUGUGUGAUUUUAGGUUCUUAAACA